UAACAGGCAGCUGAUCAUGCUUCUUUUCUCCCGUCUGCGCAUGCGCCAUCAGAGCUCUCUUGGAUGCAGAGCACACAGUCAAGACCUAAAUAACAAGUUUUCAUCAUAAAAGCAAACUUCAUUACACCGACUGAUGGAACUCAGAGAUAUGUUGCAAACUUAGCUUUAAUUCAACAAUUCUAAAAACUAAUUUUUCUUCCAUAGAGGGCUGCAGCGUGUCAUCCUUUUUCAUCAAAGUCUAUUUUUUGCAUCCUCCCUGACACCAGCUCAUGUCUUCCAUCAACCUCUUCCUUUCAUACAAUUCUAUUUACUCAGACUGAACAAGUCUGGGAUGCAUGUACAUAAUUUAGUGCGGUACACACCACGUGCCAUCUGACAGAUAGAUUUACACAAAGGUGUUCUCUUUCACCUCACAGACUUGUACAUCAAUGAAGAAUAUGGCACCAUUUAGACAGGAAAUUCCUUGUUUCUCCAUUGCAUGUUUUUAGUUUCACAGCUAAUGCAAAUGUCAACUCUGUCUUUUGAGUCUCUCUGUUUAGAGGAUGAUGAUCCAUCUACCUCAUUAAGACGAGGCUUGGAAGAUGAUUUGGACGCAGACUUAGAUGCUACAGAUGACGAAACCUUGGGUUCGACAUCUGUAGCUGAUGUCUACCUACAAGCCUGCAAGUUGUUGGGUGUUGUUCCAGUGUCCUCCUUCAUCCGGAACCUCGACUCUCCCACCAUGACCCUCAGCCACUAUGGUCUUGAACCAUUGGGGUGCAAGGCACUCGCUAUUGCUUUGGUGGGUGACAUGCAUGUCAACACUCUGGAACUGGCAGACAACGACAUCCAAGCAGAAGGAGCCAAGGAUCUGGCAGAAAUGCUAAAAGCUAAUUUCACCAUUCAGCAUUUGGACUUGUCCAACAACCAUCUUCAUUCUUCUGGUGCUGAGCAUGUGGGUAAAAUGUUGCUGGACAGCUUUUCACUAAAAUCAAUCAAACUUUCAGGAAAUGGAUUUAUAGACGAUGAUGCAAAGUAUUUUGCAGAAGCUUUUUCUGUCAAUGUAAGUAUUAAGGAAUUAGACCUCAGCCAUAAUAAGUUUUGUGGACGCGGAGGAGAGUAUCUUGGACUGUUGUUAGCAAAUGCCGAGCAUCUGGAAGUGCUGAACCUUUGUUGGAAUCAACUCAGAAUGAAAGGAGCUGUUGCGUUUUGCGCCGGACUCAAGGUGAAUACAAUGUUAAAGCACCUUGACCUAUCAUGGAACGGUUUUGGGAACGAAGGAGCCCUAGCAAUGGGUGAAGCUCUGAAAUCCAAUCACACUCUGGUGCACCUCAAUCUCAACAACAAUCGCAUCACCAAUGAAGGUGUCAGCAUGCUCUGCAGGGGUCUCGAAUACAACGACAACCUACGGGUACUGAUGCUAGCUUACAAUUCACUAACAGUAGAGGGAGCACUGUCCCUUCUCAAUAUGGUGAAGAAAAUGUCGAAAACUGCCUUGGAGGAGAUUAAUAUAUGCAACGUAUUGGUCAAUGAAACCUUUUUAAAUCUGCUGGAGGUGACGUGCGAAGAUCAUCCUGGUUUGGAUGUGCAGUACAGAGGGGUUGGAGGAUUUAUUGCUAAGAAACCAGUAAAACGCAUCGACCCAAUGAAAGUCAUCCAGGACUAUCUGGAUCAACGCAAGCUACGUCUGUGGGAUUUCUUCCGAAAGAUUGACAAAGAUGCCACCAUGCGAGUUUCUGUGGUUGAUUUCAGGAACGCAAUCCAGCAAUCAAGCAUUCCCUUGGAUCGAUUUCAAAUUGAGGAGCUUAUCCAAAGGCUCGAUCGCGACGGGACGGGAAUGGUGGACUACAGGGGACUGGUGGAUACCAGAAAGCAGAUGGUGCAGAAUCACCGGCGACAACUGCGCAAGGUCGCAUCCCGUCAGAAGAAAGAGAAGCACAAGAGCGAUCGCAUCCUCAAGACGUUCCAGAGCGCCGUGGAAGCGGUGACGCCGCACGGCUCCGUGGUCAUAUCUCCAGGAGACACCAGAGAAGAUUCCACCGGGCCUCAUCGCUUCUCGGCUACUCCUUUCAGCUCUUGGCACCACAUUGUGAUGUCAAGCAGUGGUACGGUCUCCAACCCCAGCAGUGACCACCUGCCCAUGUCAGCAGGGGUGACGCCAAGCCGAUUCAUCAAGUCUUCAAAUUUACACUCAUGUUCUCAACCCAACCUGCUGAGUGGUUCCGCUCAGUCUGCCCAAGCACGGGCCGUACGCUCCAAUCCAGAGAUGGGCCACAGCAAGCUUAAGCAACCAAUCGUCAACCACCUGACCAGGUCCAGACCUGCUCUUGACGCCACGCAGCUCGGGAUUAACACCAAGAAAGAGAAGGAAUCUAAAGCAAAGAAAGAUAUGGCAAAAUACUCAAAGAAUCCCAAAACAUUUUAAAAAAUAUAAUCAGAACCAAUGUGUCUCAAUAUUUUAAAAAUAUAAAUGUGUCUCAAGCUUGACUCGGAAAACUGAAUAAACACAAACGUGCCUUCAUCAUUCUGUCCACCUUUCAG
Messenger RNA from Syngnathus acus (greater pipefish), 2520 nucleotides. RefSeq names its product leucine-rich repeat-containing protein 74A. Gene Ontology annotation, molecular function: calcium ion binding; protein binding. Lineage: Eukaryota; Metazoa; Chordata; Actinopteri; Syngnathiformes; Syngnathidae. The transcript is spliced from 13 exons. Bases 479 to 2404 code for a protein of 641 amino acids. The record is from RefSeq and is a predicted model, not a curated record.